Molecule: messenger RNA, 721 nt
Organism: Culex quinquefasciatus (southern house mosquito)
Lineage: Eukaryota; Metazoa; Arthropoda; Insecta; Diptera; Culicidae
Exons: 2
Coding region: 8-592 (194 amino acids)
Source: RefSeq, a predicted model, not a curated record
UGUUAAAAUGCCAGAUAUUUCACCAGAAGAAGAUCUCACCAAGGAAAGGCAGUCCCUCGUCGGAUUGAAAUUUCUUGAAGCCAUUUGGUGCCUGAUCUGCUUCUCGAUCCAGGUGGAUGGCCUGCUGGACAAAAGGGAACCCUUUCCGCACGAGUACCCGGUGGUCAUUUCGUACGCCUUGUUCACGUUAAUUCCACUCAGCUCGGCCCUGGUCCAGGUCGGCUGCACCGAACUAGCCCCGCGCUACCGGACCGAAGCCGCCGUGUCCGUAGUCGCCUUCCUGGUGCUGCUGGCGUGUGGCUUCCGGGCCAUGUACAACGUCGAAGUGGACAUCCACAUGCGGUACCUGAACGACCGGGAAGAGGCCAAGCACACGUUCUUCGUGCGCAGCCGGUUACAGAGUAUCUUUUCGAUUCAGGCCGCCGGAUUGUUCCUGGUGCACGGAGUCUUUAUGCUGGACCUGCUGGGCGUGCUGGACAGGGGGGCGGUUUCGGUGGCAGUGGUGGACCAGAGUGACCAAAAGUUACGGCUGACUCCGUUUUGGCUUCCGGUAUGGCACUGGGGGACUGGGAGUUGUCGUCAACGGGGUUGACGGGCCAAGAUGAAUGCUACUUUUUACGAGAAUAAAUUUUUAAACGUGGAGUUUGCAAGUGUAUUGCACUCGUAAGAAACACAAACUAAUUAUAAAACUAAUUUGCAUAAUUUAGAUUUUAUGUUGCUU